GAAGGAGCAGGCAUCACGGAUGGUAUGCCCAAGACCCUCCUGGCCAGAGCGCUUUUUGACAACCACCCAGACUGCUCCUACGAGCUGGCUUUCUGCAGAGGAGACAUCUUGACCAUUCUGGAACAAAACGUGCCAGAAAGCGAGGGCUGGUGGAAGUGUUUGCUCCAUGGAAGGCAAGGUCUGGCCCCUGCCAACCGCCUCCAAAUCCUCCCUGAGGCCCCAGACAGGCCGUGUGCCCCUUUCCUGAGAGGCCUGGAAGAACCUCUCACCCACUCCAAGGAGACCUACCAGGUGCCCACCCUGCUCAAGCCCCCGACUCCAGGCCCUGUGUACGAGGACAUGAGGAGCUGGGUGGAGGGGCUUCCACCCACCACCGCCCAAGUCUGCGAAUUCCCUGACCCACCGGCGGGGGCCAGAAUCGUCUGUGAAAAGACUCUAAGCUUUCCGAAACAGGCCCUCUUCACGAUGCCCAGACCUGCUCGGGCCUCGUUGCCAACGCUGCCUUCUCAGGUGUACGACGUGCCGGCCCAGAGCCGGGGCCCCCCAGCCCCGAAGGAGCCAGAGAAGAGGCAAUUGUAUGAUAUACCCCCCAGCCCCCAGAAGGCAGGACUGGGUCCCUCAGCCAACCAACUGAGUAGAGAGUGUGCUCCCCUGACAUCAGCGAUCGCUGCGAGGCGAGGUGGCUACAACACGUUACCCAGCCCCCAGAAAUCAGAAUGGAUUUAUGACUCGCCAGUGUCUCCAGAAAAAGCUGACGGCAGAAAUGCAUCUCUGAGCAGCUUUGUGGAAGAGUCAGAGCUCCACUGUCCCCCGGGGCACAUGUCCAGCUUCCAGAAUCCUCUGAACAGCAGAGCAAGGUCCCACUAUCUGCACCUACAUAAAAACGUGCCCAUGAAGAAAAAACUCAGCCUCCCCGAAAUUCCUUCCUAUAAAGCCCUGGCACCCAGGGACACAUUUCCCUUGGACGACGGUGCUGGCUACAAGGUGCCCUCAAGCUUUCUGAUCCCCCGGGUGGAGCAGCAGAACACCAAGCGGAACAUCUACGACAUCCCUAAAGCGACGCCCAGCGACCCUCAGGCGGUGAACGAGCCAGGGAGAGUGGGCGGGGCUCCGGAGAUCGCAGCGGACAGCAGCUCCUGCUGGUUCUCGGGCCGGGCCCCCUCGCUGUCUCCGGACCCGGAGCGGCUCUCCGUCUCCAGCUCGGACAGCAGAGCCAGCGUGGUCUCCUCGUGUUCCUCCACGUCCACGGACUCCUCCUCUGGCUCCUGCUUGGAGGAGUCAGGAAAGGAGCUCUCCUUGGACCCGGACUUGGCCAGAGAGACGGUCGCGGCUUUGCAGCACGAGGUGGCCAGCUCUGUCGCCAGCCUGAUGCUCUUUGUCAGCAGGAAGUGGAGGUUCCGAGACUACCUGGAGGCCAACCUCAGCGCCAUCCGCAGCGCCGCCGACCACGUGGAAGAAUCCUUGAGAGCGUUUCUGGAUUUUGCCCGCGGGGUCCGUGGGCCCGCCUGUAACCUCAGCGACACCAACCUUCAGGCCAGGAUUAGGGACCAGCUACAGACCAUCUCCAACUCCUACCAGAUCCUGCUUGGGACAAAGGAAAGCCUGGAUAGCUGCAAGUGGUCCUUGGAAGUCCUUGUGACGGACAAAAUCCAAAACAGCCCAGAUGACCUCGAGCGAUUUGUCAUGGUGGCACGGAUGGUUCCAGAAGACAUUAAGAGGUUUGCCUCCAUUGUCAUUGCCAAUGGGAGGCUCCUUUUCAAACAGAACUGUGAAAAGGAAGAUACCUUGCAAAUGACCCCCAAUGGACAACUGAAACUUGCAAAAUGCAUCCAGCUUCCCCAAAGGGAAAUUGAACGGGAUGAAAGAAGUACUCCUUUUAAUAAACGAAAGGAAAAUGAACACUCCCCUGAGCUACUAAAGAAAAAUGGGACAAUUAUGUGUGAAUCGAAGUUGUCUAACCUAGAAGAGACAGAAAAACCCAUCUCGGAAGGAAGGUUGGAUGAAAACAAAAACUUGGAAGGACAGAAUCCUAACUCCCUCAUCCUGCAGCCUUUGAGCCAGCAGAAUCCUGAGAAGAGAUUCCAACUUUCUGAACACUGUCGGCUCUAUUUUGGGGCGCUCUUCAAAGCCAUCAGCGUAUUUAACCACAGCCUCCGCAACAGCCAGCCCCCCGAGGUCUUCAUCACGCAGAGCAAGCUGGUCAUCAUGGUGGGGCAGAAGCUGGUGGACACGCUGUGCAAGGAGACCCAGGAGAGGGACGUGCGCAACGAGAUUCUCUGCGGCAGCAGUCACCUGUGCAGCCUGCUCAAGAACCUCGCACUGGCCACCAAGCACGCCGUGCUCAAGUACCCCAGCCCCGCAGCCCUGGGGCACCUCCAGGCCGAGGCCCAGAAGCUGGAGCAACACACUCGGCAAUUCAGAGGGACGUUAGAAUGA
Molecule: messenger RNA, 2436 nt
Organism: Enhydra lutris kenyoni (northern sea otter)
Lineage: Eukaryota; Metazoa; Chordata; Mammalia; Carnivora; Mustelidae
Gene: CASS4
Product: Cas scaffolding protein family member 4
Exons: 7
Coding region: 25-2436 (803 amino acids)
Biological process (GO): cell surface receptor protein tyrosine kinase signaling pathway; cell migration
Cellular component (GO): plasma membrane; cytoplasm
Molecular function (GO): protein binding
Source: RefSeq, a predicted model, not a curated record